GGUGUGGGAUUAGAAUUUGGCUAAGAAGAGUGAGAGGACUUUUUUCAAUAGCUGUGUUCUGUUUUUGGGGCGAUUUUGAAGAAAGAUAGGGAGAGGACAUAGCAACUAGUUUUUCAAAUAGUUAUAGCAAUAGAGAUAGAGAUAGAGAUAGAUAAGCGAGUAAAUCCAAAUCCCAUUAAGGGAAAUGGAAACAUGGGAAAGACCAAGAUGAGAAGGCCAUCUGCUUCCAAUCCCAAUCCUCUUCUUGUUUUGUCUUUUUAACCAUCACAAUACCAGUAUCUCUAUCACCACCCCUAUUUCCGGUUCAUGCUCUUCUUCCAUUUUGCUAAAAUCCCAAAUCAGAAACAGAGACAAGGAAUCAAAAAAUGGUGACUGGGUGGAGAAGGGCCUUCUGCACGUCUAUCCCUAAAGACAGACACACCAAAGUUGUAACAGAGAAGCAGCAGCAACAAUGUGAAAACACCAACACCAACACCAACAAUAACCAAAGCCCCAAAAUCACCUCCAAAUUCGGUUUCUUCUCCUCCUCCUCAAACCCAUCCACGCCUCGCCUUCAAUCCCAGCCGGUGUCGACUCCAAGCCUCCGCUGCCGAACCACCACCGCCGCCACAGCACCCACCACCCCCAAUUCUUCCCUCCCCAACAGCCCAAAACUGCAAUGCAACGUCCCUGCCACCACCACAACCCCGAAAAAAAUGACCUACAGCCCCAGAGUCUUCCACCGAUCCAACCCCUCCUCCCCGAAAUCGCCUUCCAGCUUCUCCCUCCUCAAAUCCACCCUCCGCCUCAACAAAAGUAGAUGCGGAAUCUGCUUGCAGAGCGUGAAAAGUGGUCAAGGUACGGCCAUUUUCACAGCCGAGUGCUCCCACUCCUUUCACUUUCCUUGCGUCGCCACCCAUGUCAAGCAGCAACCUCUCAUGCUCUGCCCAGUCUGCCACGCCACCUGGAAAGAGCUGCCUCUGCUCGAAACUCUCACUCCUCGCACCAAUACUAAUCCCCAGUCGAAGCUCAGAGACGUCAAGAUCAAGCCCUUGAGGGUUUACAACGACGACGAGCCGCUCAUGUCGCCCACCUCCGGCGCCAGGUUCAAUCCCAUUCCGGAGUCCGACGAAAACGAGGACGAAAACGAUGCCGUUGAGUUCCAGGGCUUCUUUGUCAAUCCUGAUAGGAAUAAUGUCUGUUCCGGGAAUCGCAAGAGUGUGGAGUUUAGUUUGCUGCCUGAAUCGGCGGUGGUGGCGCUUGGGAGGAGCUUCGAGACUUACGCCGUCGUCUUGAAAGUCAAAGCUCCGCAGCUUGUGGAAGGUAGAGCGACGUCGUCGUCGCGAAGGGCGCCGAUUGACUUGGUGACCGUGGUCGACGUCAGCGCCAAUACCAGCCGCGCCAGGAUUCAGGCCACCAAGCGCGCGUUACGGUUGAUAAUUUCUUCUCUCUCCGACGCCGACAGGCUCUCCAUCGUGGCGUUCUCGUCCACCUCCAAGAGGCUGCUGCCGUUACGGAGGAUGACGUCGCCCGGCCGGAGAUCGGCGCGUCGGAUAGUUGACGCGCUCUGCGGCGUUGGCCAGGGUAUGUGUGUCAACGACGCGCUCAAGAAGGCGGCCAAGGUGUUGCAAGACCGCCGGGAGAGAAACCCUGUCGCUAGCAUUAUGCUCCUCUCGGACGGCGGCGGCGUUUCCGCCAAUCAGAAGCGCUCCUCCCCGGUCGUGUCCUCCACGCGCUUCCCCCACCUCGACAUCCCCGUCCACACCGUCGGAUUAACCGAGACUACCGACGACGCGUUCGCCAAGUGCGUGGGGGGUUUGCUAAGCGUGGUGGUGAAAGACGUCAAGCUCCAGCUCAGCGUCGUAACCGGUUCAGCCAACGCCGAGAUCGGGGCGGUUUAUUCUCUCACGGGCCGGCCCACGGCUCUCGGAUCCGGUUCGAUCCGGCUCGGCGACCUCUACGCCGGAGAAGAGCGAGAGCUGCUCGUCGAAUUGAAAGUCCCGGUCAAUUCCGGCGGGUCCCACACCCAAAACGCGAUGAUGUCCGUACGGUCCACCUACAGAGACCCGUCGUCGAAUGAGCUCGUAUUUUCCAAAGAGCGGGCCCUCCUCGUACCGCGCUCGCAAGCCGUCCGAUCGCCUUCUACCUCUUCCUCCAACCCCAACAUCCAACGGCUGCGAAAUCUCCACGUCACGGCUCGAGCCGUGGCCGAAUCGCGCCGGUUCUUGGAGCGAAACGACUUCUCAGGCGCCCAUCACUUGCUGACUUCGGCUCGAGCUCUGCUGCUCCAGUCGAGCUCGGCUUCGGCGGAGGAGUUCCUGCGCGGCUUGGAGGCUGAGCUGGCGGAGCUGCACCGUGGAAGGCAGCACCAGAGUGUGGCCCAGAGGCAGAGAGGGAACUGGCACUUGGAGGAGAAGCCGGAGCCGCUGACGCCGACCUCGGCUUGGCGCGCCGCCGAGAGAUUGGCUAAGGUGGCUAUAAUGAGGAAGUCCAUGAACAGAGUCAGCGACUUACACGGCUUCGAAAACGCCAGAUUUUAGCUUCUUUAGUUUAGAAUUUUUUUUUUUUUUUUUUUUGAAUUUUCAUAUAUUUUGUAAUUGUAAAAGAAACAGAAAUAUAAUAUGAUAUUGGUGGGAAAGGAAAUAAUAUGAAAAGAGAAAUGAUUUGAAACGUGGGCCCGGGCCAGGGCCCAGGCCCAUAGUAGUGACAAAGCGGUAACGGACGGCCAGGCUCUUUUGGAAAGGAACGGAUAGUGAUAGUGGCAAGCGAGGAGUGGAAAAGGGCAACGAAACCCCACAAUGAAAUGAAAAAUUGGGUGUUGUGUUGUGGCCUUCAUUUACUAUUGGUUUUGUCUCUAUUAGAUUAUUAGUAUUCCCAACCCCCAAAACCCAGAAAGACCCAAAAAUCUGAGUACAAUUAUUUAUGUAUUUCUAAGAGGAGGUAGGGAACGGUGGUAUUUG
Molecule: messenger RNA, 2939 nt
Organism: Rosa chinensis
Lineage: Eukaryota; Viridiplantae; Streptophyta; Magnoliopsida; Rosales; Rosaceae
Product: E3 ubiquitin-protein ligase WAVH1
Exons: 2
Coding region: 366-2519 (717 amino acids)
Source: RefSeq, a predicted model, not a curated record